This is a messenger RNA of Necator americanus (New World hookworm), 405 nucleotides long. RefSeq lists its product as uncharacterized. NCBI's taxonomy places the organism in Eukaryota, Metazoa, Nematoda, Chromadorea, Rhabditida, Ancylostomatidae. The record is from RefSeq and is a predicted model, not a curated record. Bases 1 to 405 code for a protein of 134 amino acids. The transcript is spliced from 5 exons.
AUGUGGGGCCCUUUAGUGAUCCGGUCUCCGCAGCUCGAAUACGUUUCAUUUCUAGUAUGCGGAGGUGAAGAAAGGCGGUUGAUGACAUUUCCGACAAUAAUAUUAUUGUUUACGAGUGUUGUGUUACUAGCGUCAUUUAUGUUGGUUGUUUGUAAACAUAAGAAGAGUAAACAAAUUUACAAACCAGGACACAUUCCAGAAUUUGAAAAUCCUGAAAACGAAGAAACCGAUACUUAUUACGGAUUAAACAGCUCUAGAUUGUUCCCUGAUCGAGAAAAAGGUCGUUUGAACAAAUCAGCAUUGGUGGAAGAAGUGAAAGUGAACAAAACAGAUGAUACACCGAUGAGUGAAGGGAAAAUUCUAAGUGAGACACAAAAGACGAAUGCCGUUAACAAUAAAAAUUGA